This is a messenger RNA of Moesziomyces aphidis, 1692 nucleotides long. The record is from the annotation of a GenBank genome assembly. NCBI's taxonomy places the organism in Eukaryota, Fungi, Basidiomycota, Ustilaginomycetes, Ustilaginales, Ustilaginaceae.
AUGCAGGAGUCUCCUUCCAACUCGUCCCACGAGGACGUUUACAAGUCCGAGAAGAAUGACCUCAAGAUCGUCCAUGCCGGCGAGGUCAACAUCAACCAGGUCCAGGGCUUUGAUGCUCCCGCGCCGUCAAAGAUGACUCGCCGCGCACAGGUCCUCGCCCUCGCCAUCUGCACUGGUGGUUUCCUCUUCGGUUACGACAUCGGUGUCAUCUCUGGAUGCUUCAUCAUGAAGCCCUUCGUUCUGGCCUUUGGUGACCCGUCCGACUGCGGUCCCGACGGCUGUGCGCUUCCGGACUCGCGAACCUCGCUCAUCAACUCGUCUCUCUCGAUCGGUACCUUUGUCGGUGCGCUGCUUCAAGCGCCCGUUUCGGACUUCUUUGGCCGUAAGCCCUCGAUGAUCACCUGGGCGUCCGCAUUCAUGGUGGGCGCCAUCAUCCAGACCUCGACCAUCUCGUCGUGGGUGCAGUUCUGCGUCGGCCGUGCAUUUGCCGGUCUCGGCGUGGGUGCGCUCUCGGGUCUCUGCCCGCUCUACCUCGGCGAGACCGCGCCCAAGCACAUCCGCGGUGCCAUGGUGACUGGAUACCAGCUGCUCAUCAUCUUUGGCAUCUUCAUCUCGUACGGAAUCAGCUGGGCCACCCAGAACUUCAAGACGUCCGAUGCGGCCUGGAAGAUCCCCGUGGGUCUGCAACUGCUGUGGGGCAUCGUCAUGCUUUCGCUCAUGUUCUUCCUCCCCGAAUCACCUCGUUACUGCCUCAAGAACGGCGAGGUGGUGCGUGCGCGCAAGAUCAUGGCCUCCAUGCGCGAUGUUCAGCUCCAGGACGUCAAUGGCGAGAUGCGCGGCGACAAGUGGAUGGAGGCCGAGCUGCUCGAGAUGAAGCAGGGCAUCGACGAGGAGAACCGCAUCUUUGCCGGUCACAGCUACCUCGGCUCCUACCUCGUCUGCUUCUCCACCAAGAACCAGAUGUGGAAGCGUACCGUCAACGGCAUGAUGCUCCAGACGCUCCAGCAACUCAACGGUCAGAACUUCUACUACUACUACCUCCCGCUCCUCAGCUCCACCCUCGCCCUGCCUCUCGACCCCUUCCAGAUCCAGUUCAUCCUCGGCUCCGCAUCGCUCCUCGCCACCGUCCCCGCUUUGAUCGCCAUCGAGAAGCUCGGACGUAGGCCUCUGCUCCUCAUUGGUGCUUCUUGCGAGGCUGCGUGCGCGUUCAUCGUCGCCUUUGUCGGUCACUACAAGACCGCACCCAAGGAUACGCCGGCCGACAUGAUCACCGCCUCGCAACACCAGGCCGGCGCCGUGUUCAUCUCGUUCGCCAUCAUCCACCUCAUCUUCUACAGCUGCUGCUUCGGCCCCGGCCCCUGGCUCUACCUCUCCGAGUCCUUCAACGCCCCCACCAGAGCCAAGGCCAUCUCGCUCGGAAGCGCAAGUAACUGGCUCUGGAACUUCCUCCUCAGCUACUUCUCCAACAAGAUCGCCACCCAGUACGGUCCCUUCAUCAUGCUCAUCUUCGGCUCCAUCCUCGUCUUUGCCUGGUUCUACGUCUACUUUAUGAUCCCCGAGACAAAGGGUCUGGCCCUCGAGGACGUCGAGUAUCUCUACUCGCAAAACAUCGCGCCUUGGAAGACGCCAAAGUGGAUCAAGGAGCAUGGCCUCAACAAGUCCAUCGAGGACCGCGCUACCGUCAAGGCCUAA